This is a messenger RNA of Thunnus maccoyii (southern bluefin tuna), 5843 nucleotides long. It is a transcript of the gene dennd1a, whose product is annotated as DENN/MADD domain containing 1A. NCBI's taxonomy places the organism in Eukaryota, Metazoa, Chordata, Actinopteri, Scombriformes, Scombridae. The record is from RefSeq and is a predicted model, not a curated record. Gene Ontology annotation, cellular component: cytosol; clathrin-coated vesicle. The transcript has 23 exons. Gene Ontology annotation, molecular function: phosphatidylinositol phosphate binding; guanyl-nucleotide exchange factor activity. Bases 283 to 3348 code for a protein of 1021 amino acids. Gene Ontology annotation, biological process: endocytic recycling; endocytosis.
CGCGACCCGUGCGUUAUAUACGACACGUAUUGUGGAAGCUGUAGUUUGUGGCAGCAGAAUUCUCAGUAUCACAGACUUACAUGUCUUCUACAGUCGAACUACAACCCCCAGAGUUCAGAGCGACGCAGAGCGUGAUCUACGUGUGUAGACCCCAUGGUGCAGACGGACCAUGGCGUUGUACAGCGCUGUAUGUGUGACAGGUUAGCAUCAGAAAAACACCUCCGGACAGACGCGUCUGCGCACUGUAAUCUGCUGUCAGCGACGGCGGGCUGAGAAAUAAGGAUGGGGUCCCGAAUCAAGGAGAGCCCUGAGUCCACUUUUGAGGUCUAUAUGGAGGUGGACCAUCCAGGCACACAAAGCUCUGGGCCGGAGGUGCGAAGGCAGUUCCCUGAAGACUACACAGAGCAGGAAACCCUUCUGACUGUGCCCAAGUUCUGCUUCCCCUUCAGCAUGGACAGCCUCACGGUCAACCAGGUCGGCCAGAACUUCACAUUCGUGUUGACUGACAUCGAGAGCAAACAGCGAUUUGGCUUCUGUCGCCUCUCCUCAGGUGCACACACCUGCUACUGCAUUCUCAGCUACUUGCCCUGGUUUGAAGUCUUCUACAAGCUGCUUAAUAUCCUCGCAGAUUACACUAUCAAAGGCCAGGAAAGCCAAUGGCAAGAGCUCCUGGUGUCACUACAUACGCUCCCUAUCCCCGAGCCUGGAGUUCCCGUUCAUCUGGGUGUGCAUUCCUUCUUCACUGUGCCUGACACAAGGGAACUCCCCAGUAUACCUGAGAACAGAAACCUAACAGAGUACUUUGUAGCAGUAGAUGUCAAUAACAUGCUUCAUCUGUACGCUAGUAUGCUUUAUGAACGCCGAAUCCUCAUCUGCUGUAGCAAACUAAGCACUUUAACAGCGUGUGUCCAUGGGUCUGCAGCCAUGUUAUAUCCAAUGCACUGGCAACAUGUUUACAUUCCUGUCUUGCCUCAACAUCUAUUAGACUACUGCUGUGCCCCAAUGCCCUACCUCAUUGGAGUACAUUCCAGCCUGAUGGAGAAGGUUCGAGGGAUGGCUCUUGAUGAUGUGGUGGUCCUGAAUGUGGACACAAACACCCUGGAAACCCCCUAUGAAGACCUCCAAAGCCUGCCCAACGAUGUGGUUUCAUCUUUAAAAAGUCGUUUGAAGAAGGUUUCAACAACGACUGGAGAUGGUGUGGCUCGAGCCUUCCUCAAGAGUCAGGCUGCUCUGUUUGGCAGCUACAGAAAUGCUCUGCAGAUCGAGUCGGGUGAGCCAAUAACAUUUAAUGAGGAGACUUUUGUGAACCAUCGAUCCAGUGCCAUGAGACAGUUCCUCCAGAAUGCUAUUCAGCUGCAGCUCUUCAAACAGUUUAUUGAUGGCCGUUUGGACCUGUUGAACUCAGGAGAAGGUUUCAGUGACAUCUUUGAGGAAGAGAUCAACAUGGGUGAAUAUGCAGGAAGUGACAAGACCUACCACCAGUGGCUGUUCACCGUGAAGAAAGGGGGCGGGGCUAUCUUCAACACAGUGAAGACCAAGGCAAACCCGGCCAUGAAGACCGUUUACAAGUUUGCUAAGGAUCAUGCAAAAAUGGGCAUCAAGGAAGUCAAGAGCCGGCUGAAGCAGAAGGAGCAGGCAGAGAAUGGCUUUUCCACAGCGGGGUCAGCAGUCAUCGGCGAGGAAAAUACAUCAGGGUUUACCUCCUCCACCAGUGCGGUCAGGAGGGAGGGGCCACUGCGAACCUGGGACGACCACAGGCCAAUCACUGUGCACUUUGGACAGGUGGGCAGAAAUGAGGCGAGCCGGGGACGUGGUGAGGAAGAAAAGGCUCGGCCACCAAUGCUGUUAAAGAGACCAAGCAGCAAUGUGAGUCUGGAAAGCAGCGUUGACCACUCUAUCCGUCCUACUCGUCACUACACAGUCUUUCUCUCUGAGGAUUCGUCCGGAGACGAGCUCCAGUAUGACGAUGACUCCAUCUCUGGGUUUCCUGACAGCUUUCUCUUCUCCGUCCCUUUUGAGUGGUCACCUCUGCCACAGCCAUACCGCUCCCUAAAGGAGGCUGAGCUGAUGGAAGGGGAUGAUCCUGGUUUUGGGGCAGAAAGUCACACUGCUCCUCCCAGCCCAGUUACUGAGAAGUUCUCCAAUGUCAACCUGCUGGGCGAUAUCUUCGGCUGCCAGGAUGAGCCUGACAGCCAACCAAUUACCUUGGCUAAAAGUCUUGAGGACCUGAGGACUCCUAAAGACUCCGAGGAGCUACAAGCCAAGUUCACCUACCAGCGGAUGGACCUGAGUGUCAGUGAACAUUCACGAACGCUUCCAGGCCUCAAGCUCUCCAACCCUUACAACAAGCUGUGGAGUGUAGGGCAGGAAGAACCAACCUUGCCUGUUUGUGUGCCUCCUACCUGUGAUAGACCUCCAUCUGUUCAACUUCCUGUGCUGACGGAAGCCCACUCCCCCAUCCGCGAGAGCUUCGGCCAAGGCCCUGACCCUCUGGACCCUUCUGCUCCUGGCAACAUCACCAUUCCACGUCCCCACGGAAGGAAGACACCUGAGCCUGGUACUGUCCUUGCACCCCCCCUGGCCCAGUCACGCCCUAAACCAGCAAGAGCUGGUGAAGGAAGGACUACAUCAGGGGGGCAAGAGUUUAGACAAGCCCUGAGCAUGACCACAGACGGAGACCUGUUGAAGCCCUCCAAGGUCACAGAGGACAGUAUAGAUCUGAUAAGCCUUCUAGACCCCCUUAACAGCUCAGCACAGACCAGUUCCACUUCAAUGAGUGAUGGGGGAGAUAUUGGUGUGUCGUCAUCCUCUUGCAAACCAACCCUUCCAACCAGGUCUUACCCACAGGGCUUGCCUCCUUUCCCCCUACAUCCUCACAUAUCACUCAACCCUUUUGCCCAGUCUCUCCAGCACACCUCCCCUCAAAUGCAUUACUCGCCGACUGUAAGUGGGAAUCCCUUCAGUGCAGUCUACGGGCCUCAACCAGGCUCUUACUUACACACUCCACCCCAGCCACAGUCUUUUCCCACACUACCGGGGCUCUACAGACAGCAUUCACCAGGCAGUUCAACUCUGCCACCCAACUAUGGACUGCUCCAGUCAGCCUUCCCCUCCUCUGUUACCUCCCUGCCUCAGUCCUCUGCCAGCAAUCACGCUCUUUCCAGCCUGGUGGACUCGACGUCUGUCCCCAGUACAGCCCCCAACAUAUUGGCAAAGCCACUUCGUGCUGAGGGAGACAGCCACAAGACUCAGGAUCCUUUUGGCGACCUGCUGACUAUGGCCAAGCCAGCUACGCCCCAAAAAAAGAAGGUGGAGGACCUUCGGAGGAGGUGGGAAACAUUUGACUAAAUCCUGUGAAUAUGCACUGAGUUGUCCCUCUCUGUACCUACUCAAUCUUUCCUCAUUACUGGAUCAGGACCUUCUAUUGAAGUUAAAUGUGCAUUAGUUCUAAUGAGCACUGGCUCAGUAGAAGAAUUAUAACCUAAACUGAGAUUAAAGAUGUUUGUUAUGCUACCUUCAAAUACGACUUGACAGUUCUGUAAGAUUCUUCCUAAUCCUCUAUCCAAAAUUUAUUUCAUGUUUCAAAACCAUGCUGAAGAAUGAAAAAAAAAGAGUAGUGGACAACAUCUGUGGGCUUUUCCAUUUUCUAGCCUUAAGUUAUGUCCCAACUUGAAUCAAUUGGAAAAGUACGAAUUAUGAAGUAGUGCAUAACACAGACUGUACAUACAACAUUUACAUUGUUAGGUAGCUAGUUAGCUAAAAUUUGUUAGGAAACAUUAGCUCAUUAGGCUUACAUUACUUCCCUUCAUAGCAAACUUCAGUUGCUGUCUUGUCACUGGAAACAAUGAAGUUGGCGACAGCAACUUGAAAAGCACCGAAUCUCUCAAGCUAACUCCCAAUAUUAACAUUAUAAACCAUAAGAUUUUCAUUAUAUCUUAACCCAUUUUUAUUCUAUGAUGUAUUUGGAUUCUGCAAUAACCUCUCUACAAAGUAGCUGUCAUUGUUAUUGCGGUUUACAUGCACGCAGGAUUCACAGGAAACUGUGCAUGCACAUAGUGGACUUGAUGCAGAAGGCAAUAUUAGACCAUGCGCUCAGUUUAACCGUGUCAGAUGACAUUGUUGAUUGUCUUCUUUAAUCUUCAUUAUUAAAAUGACGUGACAUAAAGAAUCCUCUCAGUCCACAAUGCGUUUGGCUGUGGUGUAAACAGAUACACCAGUUCUUCUUUUUGUGUUUGCUGCCCCUAAUGGUCAAUGCAACUUAUUUCCAAUGGAACUCUGGGACUGGUAUUAUUAAAACGCACUUGUCAUUACCACCAGUAACCACAGGUGUUACCAAUCAACCAGGACUGAAAUCUUAAGGAUCAUAACUUACUAUAAUACACUUUGUAAGUGAUACAUUAAUAUAUGAUGAAAACAUUUUUACUGUCAGUUUUACUGUGAUUUAUGACUGUUGUUACAGACUGUAAUCACAUGAUUUUGUGAUUAUGGAGAACAAUUGUGCGAAUGCAUUAGCAGUAAUGUAUUAUUAACUCCGACAGAAGGUACUGAUCCAGUAGGUGGGAGUGGUGGGAAAUAUGGUGACCCCCCCACAGACACACACACUCACCACCCCUCCCUAACUACCCUCAGCUCUGCUGCUGACCAAUGACAAACAGGAGUGUGGACUGCCUCAACAGCACACAACACUUGAACUCACCUGUACCUGUCUAAGGAUCGUCUUUGAUAUUUUGUGUUGUUUCAUUUUCCCACCAUCACACACAAAGCCAGCCUUGCUUCAAGAUGUUCAGAUGCCAACUGUUCUCAGCCCGCCGCCACUCACUAACUACUAAUACAAUUCUUUGCACAGCACCCUCUCAUGUCAUCUGCCUUUAAAGCCACCACAUUAGAGUAGUGCUCAGUAUAGAUCAGUAUAGAUUUGUGACUUUAAAAACAGCACGCAGUAUUUCCUGAAAGAGGAUAUAUGACACAUUCACAACAGCAUAUGUCUUAAUGAUGUCAACUUGUAUGAUUAGCUUGUAUUAUUACUAGUAGCUAGUCUGCUAUAGUUGAUUAACAUGCUAAUGGCAUUAUGGUACUGUAGCUACAAAGUGUGGUGCAUCUCAAUCAUGCAAUUAGUUCACCUGUUGAUGUUUUUAUAGUAGCUCCAUGCACAGUGCUGUUUUUUGUUUUGGGUUUUUGGGGUUUUUUGCCUUCAUGAUAAAUCCCAUCUUUGGCUCAUCUCACUGACCUGUGAAAAUGUGUUGCCUCCUACUGUUUUUUAAAACAUUUUAAGAAAACCUCCAAGCCUACAAUAGCCUGUAAUAUCCCUCAAAUGAUUUUAAGCAUUUCUGUCUAAUUAACUAUGUGGGGACUUUGAAACACUUUAUUGUAUAUUCUGUUGUUUUAAAGGGUCCUUUUGCCAAUUCUGCUGCUGAAACGUAUAUGCACUCUAAUUAUUUCCUUCUGUUUUCUUGCCUUUAGUGAAGUAUUUUGUGUUUGAUGACAUAUUGGCUAAUGAGUUUCAGGCUGCUUACACAUUGUGAUGUCAACUGUGCAUUGAGAGCAGAAAUAAUGGUUCUCACAAUUUUGCCACCAGCGUCUAUUUCAGCUGUUUUGACUUCAACAACAGAAUUUGUUGUGUGGGUGUAGCGCCUAGUGAGCCUUCACUGCUUUCCAGGUGAUCUUUGGGGGGCGUCCAUGUUGUGGUGAAUGCCAAAAAGUCCUAAUCAUUUCAAAGUGCUGUACAGGUCUGGUUGCUGCUGUGUGUGUACAGAUGACACUAUGUUUGUUGUAAGACUGAUUAAAGAGCGGUGACUAGUAUUCUACUGCACUGCAUUGUUUAAAAUACAUACCCUUCAUCCUAA